AUGGCACUAACCUACCUGCCAACUAUUAUGUUUGUUUACGGGUACACUGGUACCGUAGCCAGAAUUUCCUCAGGGGAUUUUCCAGAUUGGUCCUUAAGAAAUUUUUCUGUCUUUUGUCGCCGACAGCUAUAAUCACGGUUCGUCAUCUCACGAGCCGUGCCGCCAAAUGGAGCGCGUAUAAAAGGCGCGGCGCCACCGUUUGAACUUUCCAAGCCAUUUGGGGUUCGGCAAGUUCUUCUCUUGUUCUUCUCCAGCCAGUUUUUCCAUUAAUUCGAUUCAUCUCCUUUUCUACCAAGAUAAUUUAAACUCAUUUUACUCGCAGUAACACGGAGCCGGCAUAUUUUGAAAUACUGAAUUUGAAAAAAAAAAAGUAAAAAAGGUUUAUCCAUGUAGCGAUCAGUUAGAAUAAACUGAAAUCGAUCAACUGAGUCAUCGAAGCUCAAAUUGAUUCUUUUCCCUUUGAAAUGGCAACUAGAAAAAUGAUCAAAAAGCUCCAUGGUAUCAGGAAUAUUUCUUAGAAAUUUUUCUUCUUAUUUUUUUAUCGAAAAAUGAGGGCUGUGCAAAAUUUUUGAGAAAAUUUUUUUUCAUCAAAGGUCAGUCAAAAAUCGAAAAUGAUGGCUUACAUAAUUUAUUUUUUGUUAGAAAUUUGAAGACGGAAAAAAGAAAACAGAAUAAAAAGAAAUACGUAAUAAGUAGAUGUACAUUAAGUGGACCCGGUGGUUUGGUUAACUGAGCGAAGGCAGCCAGGAGCCGCCACAAUUAAUCACAACUCGCUGGCGAAUGCUCCCAAGCGUCGUCGCCUACAACGCGUCGCUCCAGCCGCCGACGGGCGACAUGAACCGUCGGAUGGAGCGCUUCUUGUCUUUCCUUUUGCGCCUCUUUCGACGAGCUCUGUUGCUUCGCGAGCCCUCAGAUGUUGUCGUCUUCGAGCCGCGAGCUCUCUGA
Messenger RNA from Caenorhabditis auriculariae, 945 nucleotides. The record is from the annotation of a GenBank genome assembly. NCBI's taxonomy places the organism in Eukaryota, Metazoa, Nematoda, Chromadorea, Rhabditida, Rhabditidae.